Molecule: messenger RNA, 1422 nt
Organism: Penicillium manginii
Lineage: Eukaryota; Fungi; Ascomycota; Eurotiomycetes; Eurotiales; Aspergillaceae
Product: MFS general substrate transporter
Exons: 1
Coding region: 1-1422 (473 amino acids)
Biological process (GO): transmembrane transport
Molecular function (GO): transmembrane transporter activity
Source: RefSeq, a predicted model, not a curated record
AUGACUACGAUUGAACUCGCUCCAACAGCAAGUCAUUCUCACGCACAUUCAGCUGACGGUAGAUCAGGCGACCUGGAGCAAGAUGGUGUCUCAACAGCAGAAGCCACAGCAUUUGAUGACAUACCACCCAAUGGCGGAUACGGCUGGAUAUGCACACUAUGCACAUUCAUGAUCAUUGUUCAUACCUGGGGAAUCAACGCAGCCUGGGGUGUGAUACUUGCCUAUUUCCUCUCACAUUCGACCUUUCCCGGAGCAAGCCGCAUCGAAUACGCAUUGAUUGGUGGUCUGGCAAUAUCUCAGGCACUUUUGAUGGGACCAAUAGUUGCCGAGUCUAGACGAAAGCUAGGCACGACUAUAACUUUGCUCAUUGGAACGAUUGUUGUUUUCGGUUCUUUGAUGGCAGCAUCAUAUUCCACGAAGAUUUGGCAUUUGUUCUUGUCUCAGGGUAUUUGCUUCGGUAUCGGGAUGGGAUUUCUCUAUCUGACUGCAAUGAAUAUCCUUCCCACUUGGUUUUCGACGCGCCGAAGCUUUGCGACUGGCAUUGCUGGUGCGGGAUCUGGGAUUGGCGGAGUCGUGUAUAGUCUCGCAACUGGCCACGCUAUUGAAACGCAGGGCGUUCGGGAGGCGUAUAGGAUAUUGGCUUAUUGCUCCCUGGCCGCAAACUUGUUAUCUUCGCUGCUGCUCAAGUCACGGGAUACUCCUCCAAGACUCGGACAGGAACGAAAGCGCAAUAUCGAUUAUCGCGAUUUGGGAAAACCGGAGGUCCUGCUGGUCAUUUUGUGGGGUAUAACCACCGACUUGGGUUAUAUUGCUCUCAUUUACUCGCUUCCGAAUUAUGCUUCUUCGAUUGGUCUUUCUCCACAACAGGGCUCGGUGACUGGUGCUAUUUUGAACCUGGGCUUGACUUUAGGUAGGCCCUUGACAGGAUAUCUGAGUGAUCGGCUCGGUCGGAUCACAGUCCCAAUGGUGCUAACGGGACUUUGUGGUCUGCUAUGUUUCGCCAUCUGGAUUCCGGCAAAGUCAUACGCCGUGCUGCUUCUAUUUGCUUUGACAGCUGGUAUGGUUUGCGGGACCUUCUGGGGAACGAUCACGCCGGUUCUGGCGGAAGUUGUGGGAAUGAGUCGCAUGGCGUCGGUCUUCAGCGUCAUCUGCCUUGCGUUGGUUGGCCCAACUACAGUCGCUGAGCCCAUCGCACUGAGUCUCGUUAGUGGCGGAUCAAAGUAUCUUCAUACACAGGUUUAUGUCGGGUGCUUGUUCCUCGUUGGCUCGGUUGGAGCAUGGUUUCUGCGCUCUUGGAAAUUCUAUGAGGUUGAGAAGAAAGCUGCGGAUGAACAUCAGAGGUUGACCUCGGAGAGUCCCAAUUUCCCAUCUUUCUUGUACUGGAUAAAUUUGCAAAGGCUAUUUCUCAAAGGUCGAGUUUGA